CCCCUCUUGUUAUGCAAAUUCAAUUUCAUUUAACAGACGCUGACGCACAAUAACACUACCAUUCAGUAGCGCAGAGACACAAACCCAAGCAGAGAAAAUUUAAUCUAGAACUCAUAUUUUUUCACGCUCUCGUUACCCAUAACUGCAGCGUCACACAGUUGGUCGGGAUAGAUCAACGGGAGGUAUUUCCUUUCACUUGAGAAAGAAAAGCGGACAGCACACGGACAGACAGAGACACCGGCGCGCUUGCUUCUUACGUGACGGCGACCGGCUUCAGUUAUUCGAACCCUCAUUUAUCUCGCUUAUGGGCGCAACACAGACCGAGCCAACCCUGAAGUUGGGUAAGCUGGAAAUGGCACGCCAGAGGCUGCUACAGCGUUAUGAGCACCAGCCCUUUGUCUCCUGUCUAGCUGGACUCUACGGCUGCCAGUGGAGGCGUUACCAGCUCACACAUGCUCAGCCUGGACACUGCUGCUGCUCUAAGCUGGAGUGUGGCAGUUUUGCUCUGAUCGUUCUGACAUUUUGUCUCAGUCUGGUGUUCCUGUACUUCUGGAGUGAAGCACAGAAUGACUACAAUGACUUUGACUGGUUUAAUUUUGGUAAUCUGGGCUUCUGGUUUCCAUGGUCCAUAGUUUUGUUGAUUCUUGCUGUUUUUUUGUUCACUUAUGUUGCUGUUCUGCUGCUGCUGGCAGUUUGUCUUCUCUCAGAAGGCCAGAGAUUAUAUUUACACUGGUGUCACAAGAUCGGGAUCUUAGUGACUUUGAUUCUCUCCAUUGUGGCCUCAUCUGUUCUCACAGAUUUAUGGAGCAAGGAGUGGAUGACUGUACUUUUAUCUUUUCAGGUAACUGCUCCAUAUCUACACAUAGGUGGUGUAGUUUUAAUGACUCUAUUAUCUUGGCCAAUAGCCUUGCAUGUCUUCCGUAUCAAUAUGAGAGUGAGAGGGAUGGCCAUCAUUGUGCUGUACAUAACUGUUCUAGUGACUCUGUUCUUGGUUCCUCUGGGCAUGUAUUCCCCCUGCAUUAAAGAGAGGAGCAGUCUGGGAUCAGCUCCUGCUUUAAUUGGACACAGGGGAGCACCAAUGCUUGCCCCUGAAAACACCUUCAUGUCUUUUGAGAAGGCAUUGGCUGCUGGAGCUGAUGGUCUGGAGACCGAUGUAACUAUCAGUUAUGAUGGAGUUCCUUUCCUCAUGCACGAUAAGAACCUACGCAGGACAACUAAUGUAAAAGACGUGUUCCCAAACUGGACACACACCUCACCUGCCAUGUUUACGUGGAGAGAACUGCAGAGUCUCAAUGCUGGAUCCUGGUUCUUCUCUCAAGACCCCUUUGGAACAGCUUCAUCUCUGAGCCCAGAUGAGCAAUUGCAAGCUCAGAAUCAGUCUGUAUGCACACUGAGGGACUUCCUGGAUCUGGCUGCUCAACAUGGGAAACUAGUGAUCUUUGAUCUGUAUCGGCCGCCCAGGGGUCACCCUUAUAGAGAUGCCUGGAUAUCCCGCACCCUAGACGUCAUCCAAAACGACUCAUCCAUUCACUCCAGUCAGGUAUUGUGGUUGCCUCCAGAGCUCAGAGAGUUUGUACAAGAAAUCGACCCAGAGUUACAGCAGACAACAGCUGAACUAGCACCAGUGGAGGAACUUCAGCUCAGACACAUAUCCAGACUCAACAUCCAUUACAGCUCCAUGUCAGAGAAAGAAAUCAGAAAAUACGCUGCUGCUAACAUCAGCACCAACCUGUAUGUGAUCAGCGAGCCGUGGCUGUAUUCUCUUGCCUGGUGCGCAGGGGCUCAUUCUGCUGCCACUAAUGCUGUUCACAUCCUCAAGAACCUGCAAAGACCGCUCUUUCUCAUGGUAAAUGACACACAUCUACAGUUCUCAGGGAUUUGUCCAUCCUGUUUUUUUCCUGUGGUUUUCCUCUGUCUCUCACAGACACCGGAUGAGUACAGGUUUAUGUGGACUCUUACUGACAUCACUUCCCUUAUUCUUGUCGUGAUUAUCUUUGUGUUUCACUGGUGGAGGGAGCGUGGGUUGGCUCUCAGUGUGGACAGCAGUUCAGUAAUUGAGAGUGGGUCCUACAGACAGUUCAGGACAGAGAUGAAUGAUGUGUGGUCUUUAUCCAACAUGAGUGCCUCUGACAAGCAAGAACCAUCUCUUUGAAGUGCCUGAUGAAGUGUUCUGGUUCAUAUUUAACCCCUUAUAUAAAAAAAUAAAACUGUAACUGAUGUUCAGUUAAGCCAGUAUAAACCACUGUUUAUGUGGUACAUUGAAAUCACCCUUACAGUUUAUAAAUUGUAAGUGUUUGAUCACUAAAUGACAGACAAGCAGGCUGUCUUCAUGUGAUAUGAUGGGAUACAUACAGUUAACAAAUGCUUAGUUCUAGUGACUAAUCUUGCACCUCAUUUGAAUUAUGGCCUUUUGCAAGCCCCAGGUUUUAUCAAUGCUACUGUAAAGGUUUCCAUUUCAAGCAUGAAUGGAAAUAUUUGUCAUGUCGAUGAAACUGAUGUUUCCUUCACUGAAAUAUUGGUGGAUCCAUUGGUUUUGUUUAAUCUCAAGUGGUAUUUAAAAUACAUGUCAUGGUUUUGGCUGAAUCAUUACUCCUAGACAAUAGUGUAAGAAUCCAAGAGGUCAUAAAUCAUUUUUAUGCUAACAUUUGUCCGUUUUGUCUCGUUCUAAUUUAAUACAGGUCUAAUUCAGUAUCAUAUUUAAGCCUCAUAAGAUCAUUCAGUGUAAUCACUUUUUGGUUAUUGCAAUAUGUUUAACUCAUACUUACAAUCUUGUUAUUUUUAUUACUUGAAUAAAUCUUGUGUCUGAUUAAA
Molecule: messenger RNA, 2811 nt
Organism: Sinocyclocheilus rhinocerous
Lineage: Eukaryota; Metazoa; Chordata; Actinopteri; Cypriniformes; Cyprinidae
Gene: gdpd4b
Product: glycerophosphodiester phosphodiesterase domain containing 4b
Exons: 15
Coding region: 305-2152 (615 amino acids)
Biological process (GO): lipid metabolic process
Cellular component (GO): membrane
Molecular function (GO): glycerophosphodiester phosphodiesterase activity
Source: RefSeq, a predicted model, not a curated record